AUGGAGUCCACCAGCCAAUUAGAAGAGAUCACGAUCAGUUCUGAAUCCUCCUCCGACGUCAUCCCGCCGGAAAAGGUCAGGACCGUCCGGUCUUAUGAGUGUAAUUUCUGUAAGAGAGGUUUUACUAAUGCACAAGCCUUAGGAGGCCACAUGAAUAUUCAUAGGAAGGAAAAGGUAAAGGCUAAAAAGACCGAUGAUCAGUACUCGUUCAACAGAAAUAAUAUCAUCCAAAGAGAUUAUAUGAAUACCCAUAAUCAAGUUUCUGCUGUUAAUCAUCAUAUGAAUCAUAGCUUCAAACAACAAGAUCAGCCUGUUGGCAGGAAUCCGCCGGAGUUGCCAGGCUUUUCUGAGGGCCACUCCGGCUCGAACUUGAGUCUGCGAAUUGGGCCUCCACUUGAAGAAGAUGGAGACGACGUUGAUUUGGAGCUUCGUCUUGGACAUAGUCUCUAA
Impatiens glandulifera is the source of this 450-nucleotide messenger RNA. Its product is annotated as zinc finger protein 2-like. The transcript has a single exon. The record is from RefSeq and is a predicted model, not a curated record. NCBI's taxonomy places the organism in Eukaryota, Viridiplantae, Streptophyta, Magnoliopsida, Ericales, Balsaminaceae. Bases 1 to 450 code for a protein of 149 amino acids.